UAACAUAUCCCACAAUGCAUGACAGGAAUACUUAAAUAUAAACAUCACGAUGUUUCAUACCCUAUAUAUUUAUAAACUAUUUACUAUUUUGGCGACUUACUCGAUUGAAUUGGAAUAUAUUUAAAAGUUUGUUGUAUGCCACUAUUUAAAAGUAGGUUGCACGCCACUAUAGACUAGAAGUUAUGUAGAACAGAGGGAAAACCAACUGAAGUUACAAUGGGGGAGAUAUUUACACUGAAUUCCGCUCACAACUUCGGAAUAUACACGAAGUCGGGGAAAAGGACAAUAUUUCAGAUUGACUUUUCGUGUAAAAGAAUAAGCCUCAUAGAAAGGGGAAAAAUAUCCAAGUCCUACGAUUUCUCAAACUUGGACCAGUAUGACUCCGAGGAAAAUCUACACAUUGUUAUCCGAUUUAGAAACAACAAGGUGCUCGAAUUUGAUGCAGACACCGCCGAGGAGAAGUAUACAAUAUGUCGUCUGCUGGGCAUUGUUCUUAAUCAAGAACCUGUACAAACAAAUGGCAUUGAAACACGUGACAAUGGGGUAAAAAACCUUUGUACAAAGAAACAAGUUUUAAAGGAAGGAAUUCUGGACAAGAAAGGCAAUACCAAAAUACCAACAUGGUCAAGGCGUCGACUACAAGUAUGUCCUGGAGAAUUUUCCUACUAUAAACCUGGAGAUGAGGUUGCACUCAACCUUGUUCAAUUAUGGGAGAACUCUACAUCAGUGAACACAAAUGGACAGAGCGGCUUUGUUGUUGCUGUGAGGGAUAGAUCGUACUAUUUCAGAUUACCAAGUGAGAAAGGUGUAAAUACUGAACAAGAGAGAGACAAAUGGGUUCAGGCAUUCAAGCAGGCCAGUCAAAGAAAAAGGGCAACAUUCUUAUUGCUUGAAAUGUCAAAAAACUCGGAAUAUGUAAAUACAAGACAAGAUGUUCCGUUACCUAGUAUACCGUCGGAAGAUGAAGACGAAGUCUGCUAUUACAACCAAAAUACGAGCCGUUCAACCAUGUCGUCCAGCGACUCCAACUCGAGCAGAGAAAUACUGGAGGGUCUUGAGAAUUCGGCGAGUAGCGUCAUAAACGAGUUGGACGAAGUUCUGAACGAUGAGUCGGCGUCGUCAUCGAGAAAUGCACAACGUAAUAUAUCUCUCAGUGUGGUUGAGAAAACAAGCCCUAUGUUAGUUUCUCCUUCCAAAAAUCGGGCACGUCCACCUGCAAUAUACAACAUGAAGACCAGCUUUAAAUCUGAGGAUGAUGCAGAACCACCAACUUAUGACUUCAUUCCAGAACCUGAUUAUUCACCGCCACCAUCACCGACGAACCACUCGACAAGCGAGUCCUCCUCAGGUUUCGGGUCACUUGGAACAGACAAACACUCUUCAGGCGUGUAUAAACAAGUUAUAACUCGAAGGGACUCUGACAAUGACAACCGCGUGAUCAACAACCGUGUGUCUGGAAGUUAUAACCAGGUGAUAAAAAAUGAUGCUCCGAAUAAACGUUCCUCGGGGGAAUACACAAAAGCUAUAAAACCAGGUGCAGGUGCUGUGAAUGUUAUGUCAAACUUUACUGAAAUCCCAAAACUAAGAAGAGUUGGAUCUAAAGACACAAACGAAAUUCUCGACAAGGACGUAAAUGUCAGUCCUAGGGAAAAAAGUCCUCGUGAUUCAAAUCAACCAGUGUACACAAAUGAAAAGAUAUCUGUAAAACAGAUGCAAGCAAGUAUCGAAAACACUUACAUUAAUGAGGUAAAAGACAAACAAGAAGAGAAAUCCGAUAAAUUACCAAGUCCUAGAGAUAAAAGUAAGUUUCCUGUACCAGCACCGUCGGCACCACGACGAGCACCACCACCGCCCGUAUGCAAUAUCCCGCCGGCUCCGCCACCUGUGUGUGCACCCGCGCCUCCCGCAAUACCACCACCGCUAUCUCAAGUGAAACAAAUGAAAGGAAAAUUGAAACAAGUGCAUUGGAGUCGCACACCAAAACCACUAGUCCAGAAUUCGAUUUGGGAGCGUCCUCGAGAUAUGACCCCUAGAUUGAACCUUUCUCUUCUGGAGGAACAGUUCUCUCUGAAGGAAAAAGACACACCUCCUACUCCUGGCCCGAAGUCUCCAUCAGCCGGCAAGCAACAAUUGUUAGUGGAUGCUAAACGAGCACAGAUUUUGGACAUCUUCAUGUCUGGUUUAAAGAAUGAAGGUACGAGGAAACUUGUGGAUGUCUUAAACUGUGUGACAGAAGAUAAACAGUUUUCCCUCUAA
Molecule: messenger RNA, 2256 nt
Organism: Ruditapes philippinarum (Manila clam)
Lineage: Eukaryota; Metazoa; Mollusca; Bivalvia; Venerida; Veneridae
Exons: 15
Coding region: 217-2256 (679 amino acids)
Biological process (GO): actin filament polymerization
Cellular component (GO): actin filament; cytoplasm
Molecular function (GO): actin binding; microtubule binding
Source: RefSeq, a predicted model, not a curated record